Molecule: messenger RNA, 846 nt
Organism: Vicia villosa (hairy vetch)
Lineage: Eukaryota; Viridiplantae; Streptophyta; Magnoliopsida; Fabales; Fabaceae
Exons: 2
Coding region: 1-846 (281 amino acids)
Source: RefSeq, a predicted model, not a curated record
AUGGCUCCUUCAAGAAUGGAGCUUCGGCUUCUUCUUGAAGCUGCUGCUUGCAGCACGGGUGCUACUGACGUGGUUUCAUGGGAGAUCGAAAAAAAUGAUUCUUUCUCGAUUAAUUCUUGCUAUCACUUUUUGCAGGUUUUCUCCUUAGUUCCUGAUUUAUUAAAGGUCAAAUUCCAUUCCUUAUGUAACUUGAAAAAACUAAUCAUAAAAAAGAAACCACUUGAAUAUGAAGUAUACAAGGCGUUGUUAAAAAGCAAAUUAGAACAAGUACCUGCUGCCUCACAGAAAGAAGUUGCUAAUUUACGUGAAGCAUUUAUACAUGCUUUUGGGUUGUUGUGGAAAUUGGAAGUUCCGUUUAAAAUCAAGGCCUUUGGGUGGAGACUUUUUCUCGAUAGGCUUCCGGUGAAAGAUUUGUUGAAGACUCGAGGUAUUUCUAUUCCUUUGGAUGAUUUAAAGUGCUUGUUUUGUGGUAAUAGUUCGGAAUCUAGUCCUCAUUUAUUUUUUAGUUGUUUGGUGGUGCAAAAUAUUUGGAGUGAGAUAGCUAAUUGGGUUGGUAAAGGGGAUAAUAUAGAUGUCGAGUGUUUGUCGAAUUUUAUGGAUUGGCACUUGUUUUUCGGUAGUAAAAAAGUUAAAGUUAGGAAAUUGGGAGUGGUUUGGCUUGCCACCACUUGGACUAUUUGGUUGGUGAGGAAUGAAGCUUGUUUUCGGAAGGAAGCUUGGAAUGUGAAUAAUACCGUGUGGAAUAUUAAGCAUUUGGUCUGGAGGUGGUCUUUUUGCGGGAAAAUUACACACCCCAAUUACUCUUUCUACGAGUUUUGUAAGGAUCCCUUGCAUUUUUUGUCGUAG